AUGAACCCUGAAAACAUUCCUGAUCCGGAGACAAUCAUUAGGUACAAAUUAAACUCAAAAAGAGUUAUACUGAACGUUGGUGGGGUUAAACACGAGGCCAUGUGGCGAACCCUGGAUCGACUGCCUCACACGCGGUUGGGUCGUCUUCGAUACUGCAACACCCACGAGUCCAUAAUGGAAAUAUGUGACGAUUACAGCUUAUCGAAUAUGGAGUUUUAUUUUGAUCGACAUCCACGCACGUUUGCAUCUAUUUUAAAUUUUUACCGAACUGGUCAUCUGCAUUUGGUUGAAGAAAUGUGCGUUUUAUCAUUUGGUGAUGAUUUGCAAUAUUGGGGAGUUGAUGAAUUAUACUUGGAGUCUUGUUGCCAACAUCAAUAUCAUCAGAGAAAAGAUGGAGUGUUUGAAGAGAUGAAAAAAGAAGCCGAAACUAUGCAAGUAAGAAUAGAAGAGGAUUUCGGAAACUGGCCAUGUUCCGAAUGGCGUAAAAAGUUAUGGGAUUUACUUGAAAAACCACAAUCUUCGAUGGGAGCUCGAAUAUUUGCCAUUAUAUCUAUCUUUUUUGUCAUCGCAUCCACCAUCGGGUUAACGCUGAACACAAUGCCUUCUUUACAACACCAUGAUGAGUUUAACGAAACUGCAGAGAACGAAGUUUUGGCUGGAGUUGAAGCGUCGUGCAUCGGUUGGUUCACCCUAGAAUACGUUUUACGAUUUUGGGCCUCCCCUGACAAAUGGAAAUUUUUUAAAGGUGCCCUUAAUUUUAUUGACUUGCUGGCCAUACUGCCGUAUUAUAUUUCUCUUGGCUUCGAUAAACAUAGCGAUAGCACAGAACAAUUUCAAAAUGUACGUCGUGUCGUACAACUCUUCCGUAUAAUGAGAAUUUUGAGAAUUCUUAAACUAGCUCGACACUCAACUGGUUUGCAAUCUCUAGGUUAUACGCUACAACGCAGCUAUAAAGAGCUAGGACUACUUAUGAUGUUUUUAGCGUUAGGCAUUUUAGUUUUUUCCAGCUUGGCCUAUUUUGCCGAAAAAGAUGAAAAUCCAGCAUUUGCCAGCAUUCCAGAAACUUUUUGGUGGACCGUAAUAACAAUGACAACUGUCGGCUACGGAGACGUAUUCCCUCGAACCUUCUGGGGUAAGGUUGUAGGUGCCAUCUGUUGCGUUUGCGGAGUGUUAGUUGUUGCGCUGCCCAUUCCUAUCAUUGUGAACAACUUUGCUGAAUUUUACAAAGAUCAAGUCAGACGAGAAGAAGCUCUCAAAAGAAGGAAGGCCCUAGAACUAAUCGAGAGAGAAAAUUCAGAACCUGCCUCUCCCACACAGAGCGAACGUGAAUUUACGUCCAUGGCGCAAAAACGAACUCUUUGCGUCAAUCAAAUACCAGUCUCAACUGAAUCCAACGUUUAUGAAAAAAUGGUGAAGAGUACGUCUUCACUCUUGCGUAUUGAAACCGUCGAGAUAAUGCCUGAAAAUUUGACAGCCCAAUACAAAAUUGAAAUGACGCCCAAAAAAGUUGUCCGAAGAACGAACAAAAAAUUAAAUUCUACAGGCACAACGACAAGCUUGACAAACAAUAAUGCUACCAAAUAUGUGUCUUCCAAUAACCAGGUCAGAUAUAUUUUUUUUAAAUAA
Molecule: messenger RNA, 1626 nt
Organism: Helobdella robusta
Lineage: Eukaryota; Metazoa; Annelida; Clitellata; Rhynchobdellida; Glossiphoniidae
Exons: 3
Coding region: 1-1626 (541 amino acids)
Biological process (GO): potassium ion transmembrane transport; protein homooligomerization
Cellular component (GO): voltage-gated potassium channel complex; membrane
Molecular function (GO): delayed rectifier potassium channel activity; protein binding
Source: RefSeq, a predicted model, not a curated record